AUGCCAAGAGCCCCUGGUGCCACCCCUGAGCAUUUCCGAGCCCAGCUCAGGCCGGGGGACAAUGACAUGGACGAUGACAUGGACGAUGACAUGGACGAUGGCAUGGACAAUGACAUGGACAAUGACAUGGACAAUGACAUGGAGGAUGACAUGGAUGAUGACAUGGACGAUGGCAUGGACAAUGACAUGGACAAUGACAUGGAGGAUGACAUGGACGAUGACAUGGACGAUGACAUGGACGAUGACAUGGACGAUGGCAUGGACAAUGACAUGGACAAUGACAUGGACGAUGACAUGGACGAUGGCAUGGACAAUGACAUGGACAAUGACAUGGACGAUGACAUGGACGAUGGCAUGGAGGAUGGCAUGGACAAUGACAUGGAGGAUGACAUGGACGAUGACAUGGACAAUGACAUGGAGGAUGACAUGGAGGAUGACAUGGAGGAUGACAUGGACGAUGGCAUGGAGGAUGACAUGGAGGAUGACAUGGAUGAUGACAUGGACGAUGACAUGGACAAUGACAUGGACAAUGACAUGGAGGAUGACAUGGAGGAUGACAUGGACGAUGACAUGGAGGAUGACAUGGACGAUGACAUGGACAAUGACAUGGAGGAUGACAUGGAGGAUGACAUGGAGGAUGACAUGGAUGAUGACAUGGACGAUGGCAUGGAGGAUGACAUGGAUGAUGGCAUGGAGGAUGACAUGGAUGAUGACAUGGACGAUGGCAUGGAGGAUGACAUGGAUGAUGACAUGGACAAUGACAUGGAUGAUGACAUGGAGGAUGACAUGGACGAUGACAUGGACGAUGACAUGUAA
Vidua chalybeata is the source of this 816-nucleotide messenger RNA. Its product is annotated as coiled-coil domain-containing protein 1-like. NCBI's taxonomy places the organism in Eukaryota, Metazoa, Chordata, Aves, Passeriformes, Viduidae. The coding region runs from base 1 to 816 and encodes 271 amino acids. The record is from RefSeq and is a predicted model, not a curated record. The transcript has a single exon.